This is a messenger RNA of Formica exsecta, 829 nucleotides long. Its product is annotated as histone H2A-like. The coding region runs from base 56 to 430 and encodes 124 amino acids. NCBI's taxonomy places the organism in Eukaryota, Metazoa, Arthropoda, Insecta, Hymenoptera, Formicidae. The transcript has a single exon. Gene Ontology annotation, cellular component: nucleosome. Gene Ontology annotation, molecular function: protein heterodimerization activity; DNA binding; structural constituent of chromatin. The record is from RefSeq and is a predicted model, not a curated record.
UGUUUGACCGUCGUACCGUACGUAUUGAGGCUACUCAACUUUUCAUCAAGUCAAGAUGUCUGGACGUGGCAAAGGUGGUAAAAUAAAAGGCAAAGCAAAGAGCCGUUCCAAUCGAGCUGGAUUGCAAUUUCCCGUGGGUCGUAUUCAUCGAUUAUUGAGGAAGGGAAAUUAUGCCGAACGCGUCGGUGCCGGUGCACCGGUGUAUUUGGCCGCCGUGAUGGAAUAUCUUGCCGCUGAAGUAUUGGAAUUGGCUGGAAAUGCAGCCCGCGAUAACAAGAAAACGAGAAUCAUUCCAAGACACUUGCAGCUCGCCAUCCGCAAUGACGAGGAGCUGAAUAAGCUGCUCUCAGGCGUCACUAUUGCACAGGGAGGUGUUUUGCCAAACAUUCAGGCAGUGCUAUUGCCAAAGAAGACUGAAAAGAAAGCAUAAUCGUAAACUGGCAAUGUGAGACAACAACUUACAGUUGGCCGCGGAUCCACAAAAUAUCACAAAUGGCCCUUUUCAGGGCCCCAAAAUAUUGAUACGAUGGUACGAUCUCGUUCGCUUCAAAUUUAUAAAAGAAUUCGUGUUUUUGUCUGAUUUUAAUAUUAAAAAAAAAAAGAAUUAUAGAUAAUAGACAUUUUGAACAGGUUUUAUAAUCUAAAAAUCUAAACAAAACAUGAAACAUUUAAUAAACAUGUCUGAAGAUACUUAGAUUCUUGAAUUCUAAAGCAAUGAUUUGCAAAUUACGCAGUUAUAUUAAAAUUUGCAUACAUAUGAGCUCACAUAAAUUAUUUUAAAUUCUUAUCAAUUAUAAAGAUAAUGUAAAAAAUUGCAUGUAUAUAAUUG